Messenger RNA from Lodderomyces elongisporus, 1005 nucleotides. RefSeq names its product replication factor C subunit 3 (gene RFC3). Gene Ontology annotation, molecular function: DNA clamp loader activity; ATP binding; ATP hydrolysis activity. NCBI's taxonomy places the organism in Eukaryota, Fungi, Ascomycota, Pichiomycetes, Serinales, Debaryomycetaceae. Gene Ontology annotation, biological process: DNA repair; DNA-templated DNA replication. Gene Ontology annotation, cellular component: DNA replication factor C complex; Elg1 RFC-like complex; Ctf18 RFC-like complex. Bases 1 to 1005 code for a protein of 334 amino acids. The record is from RefSeq and is a predicted model, not a curated record. The transcript is spliced from 2 exons.
AUGUCGGAUAAGACCAAACAAAACUUGCCAUGGGUUGAAAAGUAUCGUCCUGAAAAUUUGGAAGAAGUUUAUGGCCAGGGGGAUAUUGUCAAUACAGUUCGAAGGUUUGUCGAGACUGGUAAAUUACCUCAUUUACUAUUCUAUGGACCUCCCGGUACUGGUAAGACAUCUACGAUUGUUGCGCUUGCACGGGAAAUCUAUGGUCCAAACUAUAAGAAUAUGGUUUUAGAAUUGAAUGCAUCGGAUGAUAGAGGUAUUGAUGUUGUUCGAAACCAAAUCAAGAGUUUUGCAAGUACAAGACAGAUUUUCACUUCGGCCUCGUCGCCUCAGUUUAAGCUUAUUAUAUUGGAUGAAGCCGAUGCAAUGACAUCAGUGGCUCAAAACUCGUUGCGUCGUAUUAUUGAGAAAUUCACCAAGAAUUGUCGAUUCUGUAUUUUGGCCAAUUACUCACACAAACUUAAUCCAGCUUUGAUCUCGAGAUGUACGAGGUUUAGGUUUCAUCCAAUUGAUGAAGAAGCUAUACGAAGUAGGAUCAAUAAUGUGAUCAUUAAGGAAAAAGUUGAUAUUACACCUGAUGCGUUGAAUGCGUUAUUGCAUCUUUCACAAGGAGACAUGAGAAGGAGUUUGAAUGUGUUGCAAGCAUGCAAGGCUGCUGUUAACGAUGAUGAGACAAUUGAUAUCGAUAUGAUUUACAAUUGUGUUGGUGCGCCGCACCCACAGGAUAUUGAGGCAUGUCUUGAUUCUAUUUUGAAAGAUGAUUGGACAACAGCGUACCUGACAUUGACCAAGUACAAGACGGUUAAUGGGUUGGCAUUGGUUGACUUGAUUACAGGGUUUAUAGAGAUAUUGAACAAGUAUGAGUUGAAGCCGGAGAAUAGGGUAUACUAUUUGAAGGGGUUGAGUGAUAUCGAGUAUGGAAUCUCGAAAGGUGGAAACGAUAGGAUCCAAAGCAGCGCUAUAAUUGGUGUGAUAAAGCAAGCCAUGGAGCUUGAAAAGAGUAAUUAA